Molecule: messenger RNA, 855 nt
Organism: Fusarium poae
Lineage: Eukaryota; Fungi; Ascomycota; Sordariomycetes; Hypocreales; Nectriaceae
Exons: 1
Coding region: 1-855 (284 amino acids)
Source: RefSeq, a predicted model, not a curated record
AUGGAUGACCAUCGCCAACACCAACCUCGUUCCUGGUACCAGGUAGACGGACCUAAAGCGUCCCCUGGUUUGGUCGCCACCACAGACGGUCAGACAGAUACCCGAAACUCAACACCAAGCAACAACGAUGCCUCUAGCAUGCCAAGCAACAACAAUACCUCUAGCAUGCCAGUGUCUCCCUUUUCUCCUGAGCCCAUCGUCGCGCCUCCCCCGUUCGCCAGACCUUGGCCCAACCCAGUGCAUUGGGGCUACAGGCCCGGCGCCGCUAACGAAUACAAUACCAUCUUUCGCCGCUCCUUCUUGACCUUGGCUAUUCACAACUGCAUAGUUACCAAGUCUAACAUCUUCGAGGAACGCUGGGUGGGGAGAAAUCUCGAAGGAAUUUGGCAUCUCUUGCCCGGGUCGUACCCCGGCCUUCAAGGCAACUGUCAAGUCGUAUGCGUACCGAGGUACUUGAUGCGCGAUAUAGUUGCUCUUUGGGACGAAGCCAGAGACAAUGUGAAUGGCUCUGCCAGUGGCUCUGCCAGUGGCUCUACCAAUGCCACGAACAAUGCCACGAACAAUGCCACGAACAAUGCCACGAACAAUGCCACGACCAAUAGCACGAACAAUGCCACGACCAAUAGCACGACCAAUGGCAUGACCAAUGGCAUGACCAAUGGCAUGAACAACGGUAUGAAUAAUGCCACGAAUUAUAGCAUAAGCAUCGGCACGAACACGCCGACCUACUUUUACCCGACUGAUCGAGAGGAUCUUAUACUCCUUGCUUGGCGCUAUUACCAAACCCCGGCUGGUGUUUGGUUUGAUGCACAAGGCCGGUUCAUCUCAAGUCGGUCCACGUCAAGUCGGUUUUGA